Aricia agestis (brown argus) is the source of this 740-nucleotide messenger RNA. RefSeq lists its product as uncharacterized. The record is from RefSeq and is a predicted model, not a curated record. The transcript has 5 exons. The coding region runs from base 174 to 665 and encodes 163 amino acids. NCBI's taxonomy places the organism in Eukaryota, Metazoa, Arthropoda, Insecta, Lepidoptera, Lycaenidae.
UGACGUAACACUUACGUGAGUUUCCCGUACUACAACUAAAGCCCUGGUGCAAAUUACAUCAGCAAUUCCGAAAAACCAUCUCUUACCUUGUACAAGUAGGUAAGCAAGUACUGGAAAAGUAGCUGGUCCACAAGAAAUUCUAUUGGCUGAAAGACGAUAAAAUCAAUCUAAAUAUGAACAUGUUUGCGUCAGUUUUGGCGAGAAUACCCAGCAAUCGUUCGGAGCUGCUGACGGAGUUAGACUAUCCAGACUACAUAAGUCUGCCUCCAUAUUUAUAUGACUACGAGCCGUCUCUUGGUGACGAUACGGACUCUAUGUCUAGUAUAGCAUUGUCGAGCACGAUGGUGACUGAUAAAGAGUUUGACAGUUAUAGGAAGUCCAAAGCCGGAACCUAUGACGAUCCGUGGCAGUUGAUGAGAGAGAGCCUGAAUACCUUCCCCCAGGACUAUCUGGACUCCUUGAGCAGCUUCUACACACCAUCCGAUAUCUUAGCGGAGACUCGGUACGUCCGUGAUCCGUACAUUGAGGACCUUCGGUUGAGGAUGGAGCGCUUCUUUGAAGAGGAGUGCCGUGUGUUCGGUCCUCAUGAUCCCGGCCUGCUGGCUUUGGAGAAGGCUAUUAAUGAACUGGACUUGGAUUCAGACUCGGAGAGCAGCUCUUAUUGAAUGAAAAUCAAACAGCAGUUUCAAUUAUUGUAACAAACACUCUGGAAUAUCAAAUUUUAAUAUAAAUGAGCUAAG